Molecule: messenger RNA, 3030 nt
Organism: Sesamum indicum (sesame)
Lineage: Eukaryota; Viridiplantae; Streptophyta; Magnoliopsida; Lamiales; Pedaliaceae
Product: E3 ubiquitin-protein ligase WAV3
Source: RefSeq, a predicted model, not a curated record
AAAGGUCAGCUCACGUCUCUCCAUAGUCCAUUCAUUUGGUGUUAUUCAACUCCCCUCUUCACUCUCUCUCUCAUGGCCGCCAAGAAGAGUAGUGAAGCAAUUUCCCUCUUGUUUAGUAGUUUUAUAAUAAGAGUAUUUCUUCAACAACCAUAAAAACACAGCCCGCAUCCAGCUCUCUGUGUUCUUGAGUCUUGAUUUGUGUGCUUGACUCUCUCUUAUCUCUCUACUGGUUUAAUAAAAAGGGCUAUUUCUCUAUUUUAAUGCUUGUUUUAAGGGAAUCCCACUUCAAGAACUGAGCUUUCUCUUCACCUUCCUCAUUUUCCUGGAUUUUCUUGUAAAGGGUCUCUUGUUUUCUAUCCGGAGAGAAAUUUUCAUUUCAAGAGGAACAGCUGUAUCUUCUUGGGUUUCCUUGGAAAAGGGUGUUUUUUUCCUGGUUUUAGUUUGAUAAAAGGAGGAAGAAACAAAGAAAGAUUUGAAAUGGGAAGUAAAUGGAGGAAGGUUAAGCUGGCGCUUGGAUUGAAUCUGUGUGUUUAUGGUCCUAACAAUCAUGUAGUUGACAAUGAUGAUGAUGAAGACUCUCUGCCGCCGUCUGAGAGGCGGUCGGACGCCGCCCUGCUGUCGCCGCCGGGUGACUGGACGUCAGCUCCGCCGACGCCAACUUCCAAUAAGCUGAAGCUUUCCAAGAGCCUGAGUAGAUCUUCUUCUAAGAAGACCUGCUCAAUAUGUUUGGCAUCAAUGAGACGAGGAGACGGCCAAGCUAUAUUCACUGCAGAGUGUUCGCACUCCUUUCAUUUUCAGUGCAUUGCUUCAAACGUAAAGCAUGGAAACCAAAUUUGCCCAGUUUGUCGAGCAAAGUGGAAAGAAAUUCCCCUGCAAGGCCCCAACCUGGAUUCUCCGAUGGGAAGAGCAAGAAUAAAUCCGGUCGAUUGGCCCCAAAAUAAUGACAUGAUGACGGUUAUCCGUCGAUUACCACCUCCUCGUUCAAAUUCCACUCGGCAUGUUGCACCACUAUUUCAAGCCCCUGAGCCAGCUAUCUUCGAUGAUGAUGAGUCAUUGGAUCAUGAAAUCAGCUCUACAGACAGAAGCUUUUCUAAUAAGGGUCCUGUGGAUUGUAAUGACCAGAGAAAAGUUAGUAUGACAACGUACACAGAAGUUUCAGCUGUUGCAAGAUCCAGUUCGUCAGACAGUUUUACUGUCUUACUUCAUCUAAAAGCUCCUGUUUCAAAUUCGUGGCACAAUACCAGCCGGAAUGAUGCAACAUUGCCCAAAAUUUCCCAAACGCCUCGUGCACCCGUUGAUCUUGUGACUGUUCUUGACAUCAGUGGAAGCAUGGCUGGCACCAAGCUUGCAUUGCUAAAACGAGCUAUGGGGUUUGUGAUACAGAAUCUUGGACCGAAUGAUAGGUUGGCUGUAAUUGCAUUCUCUUCAACGGCUCGGCGCCUCUUUCCCCUUCGUCGGAUGUCUGAAGCUGGACGGCAACAAGCUUUACAAGCUGUUAAUUCGUUGGUUGCCAAUGGAGGAACUAACAUUGCCGAGGGCUUGAGAAAGGGGGCAAAAAUAAUGGAAGACCGAAGAGAGAAGAAUCCUGUUGCCAGUAUAAUAUUACUAUCUGAUGGCCAGGAUACAUAUACCGUCAAUAACAUUGGUGGCAAUCAGAACCAACCGAAUUACCAGCUGCUCCUUCCUUUAUCUAUUCGCCCUGAUGAAACCUCCGGUUUCAAGAUUCCAGUUCAUGCCUUUGGCUUUGGUGCCGAUCAUGAUGCAUCGUCUAUGCAUUCAAUUUCUGAGAUUUCUGGAGGGACGUUUUCUUUCAUUGAGACUGAAGGGGUAAUCCAGGAUGCAUUCGCACAAUGCAUUGGGGGCCUUUUGAGUGUUGUUGUUAAGGAUCUCCAUGUCAAGAUCGAGUGUGUUCAUCCGACAAUCCAUCUUCGCUCUUUAAAGGCAGGAAGCUAUCCAAACCGAGUGUUGCCCAAUCAACGUGUAGGAUCUGUUGAUGUUGGAGAUCUUUACGCAGAUGAGGAGAGAGACUUCCUGGUUUCUGUAAAUGUUCCCACCGAAAUUUCAAGCAACGUAACAUCACUUUUGAAGGUAAGUUGUGUCUACAAUGAUCCAUUGACAAAGGAAUCAGUGACCUUAGAAGGUGGAGAAGUUAGAAUCGAGAGAACCGACGUGGCUAGACAUGAGGACAUCUCGAUCGAAGUGGACAGACAACAGAACAGGAUUCGAGCAGCGGAGGCAAUGGCACAAGCACGAACAGCGGCUGAAAAUGGGGACCUGGCUGGUGCCGUUUCUAUACUCGAGAACAUCCGAAAAGUUCUAUCAGAAACUGUGUCAGCUAAAUCACACGAUAGGCUCUGCAUUGCCCUCGACGCUGAGCUCAAGGAAAUGCAAGAGAGAAUGGCGAGCAGACACGUUUAUGAAGCAUCUGGAAGGGCAUAUAUUCUGUCGGGACUGAGCUCACACUCUUGGCAGAGAGCAACAGCAAGAGGUGAUUCUACAGACGGUUCAAGCCUUGUUCAGGCGUACCAAACCCCUUCAAUGGUUGAGAUGGUUACUCGUUCUCAGGCUUCAUUGCUGGGCAGCCCUUCAGCCCAAAGGCUUCUUCGACCAGUGUGGUCGUUUGCUUCACAACCAAAGCCAAGGUAGUGAAGUGGGGUUGUUCAAUCACUAGUAACAUCCCACGACGUCAACCUUGUCUCCAUCUUCCUUUGUUGUGUUUCCAGUUUUGUUUAGGGUGGGUAACCGGAAGAAAACAGGGCGAUUUUUGCUUUUCAAUACUAUUCCCAUCUAAUUUUGUGAAGAAAUAAACUCUGUAAAGGGUGCAGUAUAAUAUUGGGGGAAGGAAUGGGAUCAUGUAGCUAGUAGGAUAACAAGUGUGGAUUUGUAGAUAAGGAUAUAUGGUAUUGGAGAUAAAAAUGGGUAUUAGUUUGUAAUUGUGGGGGUAUUGUCUAGUGAACUAUCCACCUCUUGAAUGUAAGAAUCGCAAUGUGAUUUCAUCGACAAGUUUUAUAUUCGUUGGUCUUGUUCGUA